ACUCAGUAGCUGGAACAAGGAUAAGCGAGUUAGCCGAUGCAGGAAGUAACACGGCAGGGGCUCCAGUAUUAAGCGGAGGUUUCAGGAACAAUACAGGCUCAGGAACCGAAGGAGUCAGUGAAAGACAUCACCAAGACGAAGGAAUGAGAAGUAGAGGACUUGAUGAAGGAGUGAUUUCCUCCCUGAUUAAAUCCCGUAAUCCUCCAACGCAAAGAGCAUACUAA
Racocetra persica is the source of this 224-nucleotide messenger RNA. NCBI's taxonomy places the organism in Eukaryota, Fungi, Glomeromycota, Glomeromycetes, Diversisporales, Gigasporaceae. The record is from the annotation of a GenBank genome assembly.